GCGCUCCGUGCCCGUGUAUUCCCGCCCUGCCCUUCGCCGGCUGUUCCGUGGCGGGAACUCGGGCGACCGUCCUGACGGCGGCUACUGGUGAAGUAACCAUGCAGGCUUUUCUAAAAGGCACAUCUGUCAGUACUAAACCACCACUGAAGGAUCGAGUAGCUGCCACAGCUGGAAGCAGUGGAGAGAACAAGAAAGCCAAACCUGUUCCGUGGGUGGAAAAAUAUCGCCCAAAAUGUGUGGAUGAAGUCGCUUUCCAGGAAGAAGUGGUUGCAGUACUGAAAAAGUCUUUAGAAGGAGCUGAUCUCCCUAAUCUCUUGUUUUAUGGGCCACCUGGAACUGGAAAAACAUCCACUAUUCUGGCAGCAGCUAGAGAGCUUUUUGGGCCUGAGUUGUUUCGAUUGAGAGUUCUUGAAUUAAAUGCAUCUGAUGAACGUGGAAUACAGGUUGUUAGAGAAAAAGUGAAGAAUUUUGCUCAAUUAACUGUGUCAGGAAGUCGUUCAGAUGGGAAACCAUGUCCACCUUUUAAGAUUGUGAUUCUGGAUGAAGCAGAUUCUAUGACCUCGGCUGCUCAGGCAGCUUUACGACGUACUAUGGAGAAGGAGUCUAAAACCACCCGAUUCUGUCUCAUCUGUAACUAUGUCAGUCGAAUAAUUGAACCUCUGACCUCUAGAUGUUCUAAAUUCCGCUUCAAACCACUGUCAGAUAAAAUUCAACAGCAGCGAUUACUAGACAUUGCUGAUAAAGAACAUGUCAAAAUUAGCAAUGAGGGAAUAGCUUAUCUUGUUAAAGUGUCAGAAGGAGACUUAAGAAAAGCUAUUACAUUUCUUCAAAGUGCUACUCGAUUAACAGGUGGAAAGGAGAUCACAGAGAAGGUGAUCACAGACAUUGCUGGGGUAAUACCAGCUGAGACCAUCGAUGGACUAUUUGCUGCAUGUCAGAGUGGCUCUUUUGACAAACUAGAAGGUGUGGUAAAAAAUUUAAUAGAUGAGGGCCAUGCAGCCACUCAGCUUGUAAGUCAACUUCAUGAUGUGGUUGUAGAAAACGAGAACCUUUCCGACAAACAGAAAUCCAUCAUGACAGAAAAACUUGCUGAAGUAGACAAGUGCUUAGCGGAUGGUGCUGAUGAACAUCUACAACUGAUCAGCCUCUGUGCUACUGUGAUGCAGCAGUUAACUCAGAAUUGCUGAAAUGUUCGUAAGAUGUUUAAAACUUACACAAAUAAAAUAACCAAGACACCUUUAAA
Molecule: messenger RNA, 1243 nt
Organism: Panthera uncia (snow leopard)
Lineage: Eukaryota; Metazoa; Chordata; Mammalia; Carnivora; Felidae
Gene: RFC4
Product: replication factor C subunit 4
Exons: 11
Coding region: 99-1187 (362 amino acids)
Biological process (GO): DNA repair; DNA-templated DNA replication
Cellular component (GO): nucleus; DNA replication factor C complex
Molecular function (GO): ATP hydrolysis activity; ATP binding; DNA binding
Source: RefSeq, a predicted model, not a curated record